Talaromyces atroroseus is the source of this 2997-nucleotide messenger RNA. RefSeq names its product Ankyrin repeat protein nuc-2. Gene Ontology annotation, biological process: glycerophospholipid catabolic process. The record is from RefSeq and is a predicted model, not a curated record. Lineage: Eukaryota; Fungi; Ascomycota; Eurotiomycetes; Eurotiales; Trichocomaceae. Gene Ontology annotation, molecular function: protein binding; glycerophosphocholine phosphodiesterase activity. The transcript is spliced from 9 exons. Bases 1 to 2997 code for a protein of 998 amino acids.
AUGUACCUUAUCAAACAUCUCAGCGCUACGCCAACGAUCUCGGCACAAGGUGCUCCUCCUCCUCCUGUGUCACUAGCCGAUCUUGAUCCCCAAUCUGCCCUGCGUGCUAAUAAAGAAGUGUUCUUCUUUCGUUUGGAGCGCGAGAUUGAAAAAGUAAAUGCAUUCUAUUUGCAAAAAGAGUCAGAGUUUUCAACCCGGUUAAAGACACUACUCGACAAGAAACGUGUUGUCCAGACUCGCACCCAUGGAGACUCCAAAGCGCCCACAUAUUUCGUCUCUCUGUUUGAAGGGUUUCUGCAAUUCGACAGUGAUUUGAAUAAGCUGCAGAUACUCAAGAAGUGGGAUAAAACGUCAAAGUCUCGAAUGAAAGAGCUCUACCUCCAACGCGCCGUUGAAGUUCAACCAUGUUUCAACAGAGAAGUUCUGCGUGACCUAUCGGACAGAGCGACCACUGUGCGCUUGGAUUUGGAAGCGUGGGCCGAGGGAGAGAAUAUUCGAUUUGACGUUGCUCGGUCAACUGAACGAACAGAAACCGGGUAUCCGAGUGAAGAUGAUGAAUCAGAUCUUCAGGUCGUCCACAUCGCGGCUGCAGGGAACCUGAGUGCAUUAGAAGAAUGGGUCACAAAGGUUCGAGCUACUUCUGAUGCUCGUGAACGCACUACACGUUUGUUCUUAGCCGCCCUCAACGAAGUGCCAAACGAUAUUCUAGGAGUUAUACUCGAAAGUGGUCUAGUGGAUUUGCAUGCUGAAGAUGACAUCAACGGACGAAACUGUCUUCACGAGGCAGCAAUCUCAGACCAGACGUUUGUCUUCGAGGCCGGACUUUCAAAUGGUGUCGACAUUUCAAGGCCCGACGUUUACGGAAGGAUUCCCCUUCACUACGCUUGUAUGUAUGGACGUGUCGAAAUGGCUCGCAAACUUCUCAUUGCCGGGCCCGAUACGGUGAACAGUCUUGACCAUGACAACUUCACGCCCCUUAUCCACAGCAUCGUGCGGAAUAAAUUUGCAUGUGCAGAGCAACUUAUAAAUAACAAAGCAAGAAUUGAACCCAUUUCUGAGGCUGAUCAUAUUCCUCUGAAUAUGGCCUGCCAACAUGGAACGGUUUCCAUCGCCAACUUGUUGUUGCAGAAAGGGGCUUCUCUGCUUCCAGAUGCCGAAGGCCUCUACCCUCAACACCUUGUCGCUCGCUCAGGUCGAGCGCCAGAGCUUUUAUCGUUACUUAAAGACCACGGCGCGGACUUGAAUCAGAAUGAUAAGUUAUACCAGUGGACUCCAUUAUUUCAUGCUGCCAGUGAAGGUUGCGUGAGCUGUUUGCGUAGCCUUCUCGAUCUUGGUGUGGAUACAUCAGUUUUGGAUGAAAAGGGGCUUUCGGCGAUGUACUACGCUGCGUGGGAAGGGCAUCUUGAAUGUAUGGCCCUUCUUUGGUCUAAGCAGGAUCAAUCAUUACCUCACCGUCCUCUUGUUAGCCCUCAAGUAGCGCUGCCAAUGGGCGGUACGGCCAUUGGGUACGAUGGCUUCCGCACUGACACCGCUCCAUCCGCAUUGAGCACUGAAGCCGCUGAUGGCAUUCCUGAUCUCGAAUUACCUCCUCCUAUCAUCCCGUUAAGACGAUACGGACAUAACUUUCUGGAUACAAAAGCUUUUGUUCAGCUCUAUUUCGACUUGUCGAAUCGGGGGCCGAUUAUGUUCGACCAGACCGGGCGUCAUCCCGCUUCCCGUCUAACAAUUUCAUCCAAACUGUCGGAUGUGAUUCCGCGCACCAUUAUGCUUCCAGUUCAGGAAGAUUCACGAAUUGUUACCUUCCAAGUCGAUUCCUUGGACAAUUUUGUUAUAGAAUUCGAGAUCUUCCCCACAUUUGGUUCUAAAGUAAUAGCAAAGACCGUGGCUCUACCAUCACUCUUUGCUGCCGAGAAUUCGAGUGCAGGAAACUGCUCAUUGCCAUUGUUCGACCCAAGGUUACGUUCAAUAGGUCAGAUCCGCUUCAACUUCCAGGUCAUAAAACCAUACUACGGAGACCCACUGGAAAUUACACACUUUGCUACCUAUUGGAAAGCAACCAACGCCAUUGAUACGGACCAUAACGGGUUGAUUACAGGCUCAAGUCUGUCUGGAGACUAUGUGCAACUCUUUUUGCAGCUCACAAAGGACAAGAAACCUGUACUGUACCCGCAAUUCUCUAUCAACCACCACGGUAUUGAUGUGCCCAUUUGCACAAUCACCUUUGAACAAUUCUCAACCAUCGCCCGUGAACAAGGCGUUGACUCUUCGGCAAUACUCGAAAGUUUGCACACCAAAACACCCAGUGACAUCGCUAUUGUCCACAAACAACUUGCAACAUCCUUCUUGUCUCUACAAGAUGUUCUCUUACAUCUCCCUACCAGCAUCCACGUGAAUCUUUCCGUUCUCUAUCCGUCGUCUGCGGAAGAAAAAGCCCUCGGCCUGGCCUCCUUGGCAGAUAUCAACAACUUUGCGGACUGCAUUCUUCAUGUUGUUUUCGAUCACGCCAGAGCCUCGCGCGAGAAAAGUCCAGAUUUCAUGCGCUCCAUUGUUUUCACUUCGUAUAAUCCCAACAUCUGCACUGCCUUGAACUGGAAACAACCAAACUAUCCCGUCCUUUUAUGCAAUGACCUGGGACAGAUUGGAGAUUUUACUCGAGAAUUCAACAUCAGCUCGGCAAUCCAGUCAAGCGGUCAUGCAUCCACGUCUAUCAAAGAAGCUGCGCGUAUAGCCCAGUCCAAUAAUUUCAUGGGUCUGAUCUGCCGGUCAAGUCUAUUGAACGUCAUGCCUGCUCUCAUCGAGACGAUCAAAGAACAGGGUCUGGUAUUGAUAGCUGACACAUCCGAGGAAACAGCUUCAACAAAUAUCAUCGACGAUCCUCCGUCGAAGACCAAUACUAUCAGAGCAGCCACAGAGUGGGCAUAUAGAACGCCAGAUGGCGUUAACGGUGUAAUGAAAUCUUCCGGAGUGCUCCGUUUCAACGAAAGUAUCGACAUGUGA